AGGGGCUGUCAGCGGCGCGGCCAAUGCUGUGGCCCCGCGCGUGGGCCGUGAGGGGAGGCUGAGGGAGGCGGCGCUCAUCUCUGCUCCCGGCUGCUUUCCCGCAGCAGCGUCUGUCGUCGUCGUCUCCGGGCUGAAGGAGCCAUGGUGGUCGAGGAGUCGUCUCCGUCGCAAGCGCUGCUGGCCCUGGCUCUGUCGGAGGCGGCGGCGGGCGGGUCUCCCGGCUACAGCUGCGGCGAGACGGUGUCCGGGCGGGUGCUGCUGGAGGUGGCGGCGCGGCUGCCCCUCCGUGCCCUCAGACUCGAGGCCAGCGGGCAAGCCCGGGCCGCUUGGAGCGAAGGAGCCGCCGCCCCGAAUACUCCCUCGGCGGCGACGGCAGGAUCGGGGGGCGGAGGAGGGGCCCGCCUGGAGGCGGAGGUGCCCUACCUGGACGUCCGGCAGCACCUGCUCGGGCAGGACCCUUGCCCGGCCGGUGAUGAGAGCUUAAUCAUGUUAGAAGCUGGAAAACACGAAUUCCCUUUCAGUUUUCAACUUCCCCAGCAGCCCUUGGCAACCUCUUUCACGGGAAAGUAUGGCAGCAUUCAGUACUGCGUGAAAGCAACCCUGGAAAGGCCAACAGCCCGCAGUCAAACUGUGAAGAGAGAGUUCCAGGUGAUCAGCCACAUUGAUGUCAACUCGCCACUUCUUCUGACUCCUGUAAGGCGAAGCCAGGAGAAGAUGAUUGGCUGCUGGUUUUUCACUUCUGGCCCAGUUUCUCUGAGUGCCAAAAUUGAGAGGAAGGGAUAUUGUAAUGGUGAAGCUAUACCAAUUUAUGCAGAAAUUGAAAAUUGUUCCUCCCGUUUAAUUGUUCCAAAAGCUGCCAUUUUCCAAACACAGACUUACCUGGCUAGUGGGAAAACAAAAACUUUUCGACAGAUGGUUGCCAAUGUGCGUGGAAAUCACGUUGCUUCUGGGAGCACAGAUACCUGGAAUGGGAAAACUUUGAAAAUUCCACCUGUAACCCCUUCUAUUCUUGACUGCUGUAUUAUCAGAGUUGAAUAUUCCUUAGCGGUGUACAUUCAUAUUCCUGGUGCUAAAAAGUUGAUGCUUGAGCUGCCUCUGGUGAUUGGCACAAUUCCGUGUACUACAUUUUCCAGCAGAAACGCCAGUCUUGCCAGCCAGUUCAGUAUGGAUAUGAGCUGGCUGGCACUGACAAUGCCAGAGCAUCCAGAAGCACCACCCAAUUAUGCCGAUAUAGUAUCAGAGGAAGAGUUCUCGAGACAUGUCACCAUUUAUCCACAAUCAGUUGACUGCGAUGAACAACUAUGCUGUCCUAUGUUUGCCUACAUACAGGAGUUCCGGUUUCAGCCCCCACCUCUCUAUUCAGAGAUUGAUCCACAUCCUACUGAGGUAGAAAAUAAUUAACCAGUUCCAAUAAUGGCUUAAGGAUUCCUUUGAAAAAGCUGCAUCUCAUCAGAUGGAAUGUCUUGAUUUCAUUUUCUACAGCCUCUGUUUGUUGUAAAGCUUUUUUAAAAAGCGAUUUCUUGCUUAAAGGUGAAAACAGGCAGGUUUCAAGGCACCUGAAGUAUUAAGACAGCAUAUGUAGUGCAGGGGGAGAUGGAAGAAAGCCUUGUAGAUUCUUUGGCACAAAAGAAGCCAUGAAGUCAGAUUAGCAGAAAGUGGCCCCUUUCUUACCUCGAGCAAGUGAAACACAUCUGAGAAGAAUGAAGAUUGAGAAAUUGGUGCAUAUAGUACAACAGUCAUGCUGAGGAUAUUUUAGUGAGCAGCAAAGCCACACAAGUGUAGAAGGACUGCAUUGAGGAGACUUAUGUGUACAACUAAACUACCUUGAGCAGGAAGAUAAAAAUGAAGGAAGGUUCUAAAAAGUACCCCAUCUAUUUAUAAGGGCUUAAGGUUCGCUUUUGGCACCCAAGCAAGACAAUCUGAGAUCCUGACUCAAGUCAGCAUCAAAAAUAAGAUUGUGUUAAUUUUUUUUAAAAAAACUUGUCAAGUGGUGAUACUAAAAUGCACACUGCUUUAGAGAGAUAUUAAAGAUAUAUAGUGAUGAAGGUGCAGGCUUUUUACAAUUACAAAUGGCAGAAAUUUAUUUCAUUAGUAAAGCUGAUUUUUGUAGCUGGUCUGCACUUCAAGUUUUUUGUUUUUAAAGGGAAGUAUAAUUUUUGUAUAACUGCAGGGCUUUUUUCUGCAUCUGCAGCAAUGGGACAAAAUCCGGCAAGGUGCCAGUGGCAGCCAAAAUACUCAGCCAAUACUUAACUUCAGCAACUUGAGCUACUGCUACUAGAGCAAUUAUAGUUGAGGUGUUUUAACAUUGUGUAGGAAUUUCUAUAAAGAAGAAUGAAAGGAGUAACUAUGAUUUCCAGCAAUGAAUUUCUGUGUUUAAAAGCCUUAAAAAAAAAUCUACCUCUCUUUUGGAUAUGGGAACAGAGACCAAAAAGUGUAAUUCUUCAGAAUUUGAUUUGCUCCCUUUAUUUUCCAGCGUGGAUAUAAUUUGUGUAUGAUCUGGGGAGGUGGGGGUGGGAGGGCAGUCCUUUGAGAAUCAUAAUUUUGCAGGAGAGUCCUCCAUACAAGCAACAUGAGAACCUCUCAACAUGCAUGUAUUGAUGUACAAUAGACUGGCUCACUUAUCAGAGCAUUGUUAUUUGCUAUCUUCAGGAUUGAGCUAUGUUUUAUUGUGGUGCAAUAUAUAAUAAGAGUUGUUCCUCAGGUCAUUCAGAAUAAUGAGUUUUAUUGCUAAGGGUAAAGUCUCAUCUUAGGGCUGCCUCAUAGAUUGAAGGAAAUCCUGUAUAGUAUGCACAUUAUCAUUUUAAGCACAUACUUGAAGGCACAUAGCAACAUAACAACAACAACUGUAUAUAUUAUACCUGACAACAAACUGAAAUUGUCCAGCUAUUACCUUUGCAUGCAAGUUUAACAAAACAAUAGUUCGGACAAGAAAAACUACUGCUUGUUUUUACAUGAUUAUGCAGGCACCUGCAUGAUGCUCCCUUUUCCUUCAGAUCACCCCUUUUAAAAAAACUUUUCUAUCAAGCCUUCGGCACAAUCACUUUGUACCUUGUCCAGGCCUACUAUGACUUAGCCUAAUCAUGCAUAUAUUUCCCUGUUUACCCCGCCUCCUCUUCCCUUACUCUCUUCUGUACCAAAUUAUGGAUUGUAAGCCUUCUGGGCAGGGACCUAACCUCUUGUACACUGUAAAGUGACAUGCACUUUGAUGGUCCUAUGUGAGCAAUAAAUAAUUUUGCAGCAGGCACCAUCUUAAAGAAAAAGGAAUGCCUCUGAGCUUCCUGCCACUUUAAAAAUGAUGUUUAAAAUAGUUUCCAAACACAAAGCUGCUGCCUGAUUUAAUUGGGCACACCACUUUUAAUCAAUUUUACUGUAAUAGAGUAAUCAACUCAACACUGGAGUUUUAAUGUGUA
Molecule: messenger RNA, 3410 nt
Organism: Rhineura floridana
Lineage: Eukaryota; Metazoa; Chordata; Lepidosauria; Squamata; Rhineuridae
Gene: ARRDC4
Product: arrestin domain containing 4
Exons: 8
Coding region: 142-1401 (419 amino acids)
Biological process (GO): protein transport
Cellular component (GO): cytoplasm; plasma membrane
Molecular function (GO): ubiquitin-like ligase-substrate adaptor activity
Source: RefSeq, a predicted model, not a curated record